Molecule: messenger RNA, 1922 nt
Organism: Priapulus caudatus
Lineage: Eukaryota; Metazoa; Priapulida; Priapulimorpha; Priapulimorphida; Priapulidae
Product: required for meiotic nuclear division protein 1 homolog
Exons: 9
Coding region: 207-1436 (409 amino acids)
Biological process (GO): positive regulation of mitochondrial translation
Source: RefSeq, a predicted model, not a curated record
CGCUGGUAUCGCACAUGGGCGCCUCUGUAAAUUCUACGACUACGUGUAGAAAAUACUAAGUAUUUAGUCUAUCUGGUCUAUCUAUCCAGUUAGUACCUGUAUCAGUGAUGUGGGCAUAGAUGUAGGUCACGUAUCUACGGAUGUGAUAAUAUAUGUGUCACUGUGUCUGGUUAUUGCUGAUACAAUAACGAGUUAUUUUUAUAAGAAUGUCAAGUAAGGUGUUUAAAAAUGUACUUCUUCUAGGUCGCCAACUCUCUACGCAGUUAUUACGAAACGAGUUGUGUCCAAACGUGUCAUCAUUGGUAAAAGAAGGGGUUUCAAAUCGUUUAAACGCUGGAAUUUCAGUGUUGGCUAUUAGGCACGGAAGUAGUGGUAUUUCACGGCUAGCUUUGAGUUCGUCGGCCAUCGUUUAUAAGCAUACACAGUCCAGCCUGCUUCUCAAAUGUUCCUUGAUCGAUUGUUCAUCGCAAAGACAUCUGUCAGCUACUGUUGGUGGCAUCCAAAAGCACAUAUCCGCACUAGAUACCAAAAGACCAAUCAAGAAGAGAGCUGUAGUGGAAGAAGAAGAUGAUAGUGCAUCAAAAAUACCUCUGAAGGAGGAGUGGGAUGUUUCUGCAUAUGCAACGGCCGAGGAAUAUGAUCUCGAGAGACUGAGUGCAGCCUUGCAGCAACAGGGCCUCUAUAAGUUAUCCUCCAUGCCCGAAGACAUGCAUGAUUCUCUACAUGUCACUGCAAAGUACACUGUCGGCACAGAGCCAAGAGAGAUCUACAUGUUUCGAGAAGGCUCUGUUGUCUUCUGGAAUGUUCCAGAGUUGGAGAGGAACACACUGAGACGGUUUCUGCGCGAGUUUGAGGAGUCAUCUUAUGAGGAUGAGAUAACUGACCGUGAGAGGGAAGAGAUGAAGUAUACAUAUGUCGAUUUGGCAUCGAAACUGUCAAAGGGUCGCAUUUUUCUGAAUGCAGAUGUAUCACCACAGCUCGACAAGUAUGCUUUUUCUAACUCCAUGGUCUUGUCCGUGAAGCUGGGCAUCUGGGAAGCCUCACUCGACCGCUACGUCGAAUCGAUAAAGUGGGUCACUGAUACGAUGAAGUUAGGGAAGCAGAUGACAAUCUCACGGGAAGACGUGCUGCGUAAGACAGGAGAGCUGUUCGCGCUCAGACAUCUGAUAAACUUGAGCUCGGACCUGCUCGACACUCCUGACUUCUACUGGGACAGGGAGCAUCUCGAACCGAUCUACGAGAAGAUGUGUAUCCAUCUGAACAUUGCCAGAAGGACCAGGGUGAUGAAUGAGAAGCUGAAUCUGUGCUGUGAGCUCGCGCAGCUGCUGAAGGAUCACCUCAGCGAUCGGCACCACACCCGCCUUGAGUGGAUGAUCAUCAUACUCAUCGCCGUCGAGGUCUGUUUCGAACUCGUGAAGUGGAUUCCGUUCAAGUGAGCAUUACAUCAUCAUCAUCGUCGAUUCUUCGUGGGAUUUUCAAUCGGUAGUUUUAUUGUGCCAGUCGUGCUACUACAGGGCACCAUAGAUCUGGACAGAUGGUCAAGUAUGAUUGCUUUAUUGAUACUAUAUAAUCAUUGGUAAAUCGAUGUUGGGGCAACCGAUAAUUACCCAACUUUCAAUUGGGGAUGUCAUGUCAAAGUGCGUUCCUUAUAUUUAGGUUGAUCUGUGUUAUGAUUGGGUCCAGAGAAUUGUGUAGACAACGCGUGAAUUCACAAUCGCGCGAGUGUUUGAAUUAGGAAAUCACAUGCCUGGUUGGUUGUAUGUAGGAAUUUGUACCUUUGACAAGUUAAUUUUAGAAAUACAAAUGUGAUUAAUUCUAAUUAGGUGAUGGCUAAUUAUGAAAAUUAUUAUUCUUAUAUGUUCGGACAUUUAAUCUCAUCUUUACAUAAUGAUAUAAAAUAUAUUCUUUAAUAAAACAAAAAA